AACUAAAACUACUUGUGCCGGAGUAUAAAACAAGCCACCGGAAAACUCGUCGGAAUUCUACGAAGAUACUUUGGUGGAAGAUGGAAACGUCGAUGCUCGGUUAUGUCUCCGAUGAUCAUUUCAAUCUCAAGGCAACCGAAUUAAGAUUAGGAUUGCCAGGAUCAGAUGAGCCAGAGAAACAAUCGUCUAUUAAUGUUAGGGGUAACAAAAGAGCCAUAUCAGAGAUGGAUGGUGCGUUAGACAGCGAAAAGGGCGACCAAGACCGGGCUCCUCCUGCCAAGGCACAAGUGGUGGGAUGGCCGCCGGUCAGAUCUUACCGGAGAAAUUGUUUCCAACCGAAGAACACGGAAGCCGAGGCUUCCGGGAUGUAUGUGAAGGUGAGCAUGGAUGGAGCUCCAUAUCUAAGAAAGAUUGACCUGGAGGUUUACAAUAGCUACCCAGAACUCCUCAAGGCAUUAGAAAACAUGUUCAAGUGCACCAUUGGUGGGUAUUCAGAAAGGGAAGGCUAUGAUGGAUCUGAUUAUGCACCAACAUAUCAAGACAAAGAUGGUGAUUGGAUGCUGGUUGGAGAUGUCCCAUGGGAUAUGUUUACUACCUCUUGCAAAAGGCUGAGAAUCAUGAAAGGAUCGGAUGCCAAAGGCUUGGGGUGUCUAUAGAAUCCAUAGAGCACAUUUACACACACAAAAAGAGAACACUUGGGUUUGCCAAGAAUGUUUGGUAACUCAAGAAAAAUACAAGAAAAAAGGCACAUAGAUAGGUUCGCAUUACAGAUGACACAUUGUUUUUUUUUUUUUGGGAAAGUCCGAACACAUCGUAUUCAUGGCUGGUUUUCGCACCUAUGUGAUUUUAUUUUCCCCAUCAAAUGGAUACAGUAAGAGGUCUUGGAGAAUCUGCUUCAGAUCCAUUUGUAGUAAAGGAAAACUGACAUUCACAAAUAUUCUGCCAAGGAUGAUAUGUACAAACCAAGUAGUGUGAAGCUAUGGAUUAUGGUUCA
Molecule: messenger RNA, 994 nt
Organism: Rhododendron vialii
Lineage: Eukaryota; Viridiplantae; Streptophyta; Magnoliopsida; Ericales; Ericaceae
Product: auxin-induced protein 22D-like
Exons: 3
Coding region: 81-656 (191 amino acids)
Biological process (GO): regulation of DNA-templated transcription
Cellular component (GO): nucleus
Molecular function (GO): protein binding
Source: RefSeq, a predicted model, not a curated record